Messenger RNA from Mucor mucedo, 375 nucleotides. RefSeq lists its product as uncharacterized. Gene Ontology annotation, cellular component: endosome membrane. Gene Ontology annotation, biological process: phosphatidylinositol phosphate biosynthetic process. NCBI's taxonomy places the organism in Eukaryota, Fungi, Mucoromycota, Mucoromycetes, Mucorales, Mucoraceae. The transcript is spliced from 4 exons. Gene Ontology annotation, molecular function: 1-phosphatidylinositol-3-phosphate 5-kinase activity. The coding region runs from base 1 to 375 and encodes 124 amino acids. The record is from RefSeq and is a predicted model, not a curated record.
AUGAAGAUGGAUAUUUUAGUCAUGGAAAAUUUGUUCUAUGAAACUUCUGUUAAAAUGGUGUUUGAUUUAAAAGGAUCCAUGAGAAACAGAUACGCUGAGAAGUCUGGGAAAGAUGUUGAGGUGUUUUUGGAUGAAAAUUUAGUUGAAGGUUUUGACGAGGAAACAAACCAGAUUAUUGUUGGCAUAGUUGAUUUUAUUCGAACAUUUACAUGGGACAAAAAGCUGGAGAGUUGGGUGAAAGAAUCCGGUAUGCUAGGCGGGGGUAAAAAAGACCCUACCAUUGUUUCCCCAAAAAUGUAUCGAAGACGAUUCAGAUCUGCUAUUGAUUUGUAUUUCUGUAUGAUACCCGACUUUUGGACUUUGUGUCUCGAGUAA